GUCAAAAUGAGCGAAGACCUGUACUGGGACACGAGCACGAAUCGCUACUUCAAGUUUAACGCCGAGAAAGACGAAUUUUAUUCCGAUGAUGAAACGCGAGCUGCAGAUGCUGCUGCAGCGGAGGAGGCGCGGCUUCUCAAAGAGCAGGAACAGCAGCAGCAGCAGCAGGAAGCUGCAGCUCCUGCUGGAGCCGAAAGCAGAGAGCCUCAGAAACGUACGGAAACAGGGCCUUCUGACGCUUCUUCAGCAGCAGCGGCGAGCGCUGAGGUGUCUGCGAAAGAAGCGGCGCACACGGGGGCAGCAGAGAAGAAAGUGGUGGAGAAGGAAGCAUCAGCGACACAGAACGUGGAGGAGAUGAAAAAAGCAGCAGAAGCUGUACAGAAGACUAAGGCGGCUGCGGAAGAUUCAGCUUCUGAAAGUGACGUUGCCAGCAAGCCGGGUUUACUGGGAGCUUCAGUGGCUUGUCAUGAACGAGUCGCUACUAUGUCAGAACCACCACGCGAUGCUGCAAGACUUACGUUGAUGGAGGACGCUCAACUCCGCAGCGCUAGCAGCAGACUCCUUACUGCUGGUGCUGAAGCAGCGCGGCAUGUGCAAUUAGAACUAAGCAGGAAGCUGGAAGAAGCAGAGGCAGAGAUCGCUCGUCUGAAGGCUGCGGAGCUGGCAAGAGAUAGGGGAUUAGAUGACAGCCAGGAGGCUCAAGCACUGAUUCGAGAGAGAGACGAGUUGCAGCUGCAGCUUCAACGGCUCCGAGAAGACACUGCUGAGCUGGAGGAAGCGAUGGAAGAAGCCGCUGUCGAGAAGGAGCUGGCUUUGGAAAAUCUGGAACGAGAAAGGGCGAAGGCGGAAGACAUCAAGCUGGAGCUUGAAUUGCAGUUGACUGAAAAAGAGCUGCAAGUGACUCAGCUGCAGCAGCAGCUGGCAGAGCAGCAGGCAAGAGAGGCCGAAGCCUUAAAACAGCAGCACCACAUGCUGCAGCAACAACUGCAGAUGCUCAACAAGAGCAAAGCCAAAGAGUUCGAACGGGGGGUUGAAAAGCUGAAGCAGCUGCUUCUAGCGGCACAUGAAGAGCGACAGAAGGCUGUCUUUGAAGCUCAGGCGCUGCAGCAGCAAGUAGCAGAGCAGCAGCAUCGUAUCGAGCAGUUGCAGGCAGCGGCUGCCGAUGAUCAGAGUCUUCUGCAGGAGUUGGAGUCGCAGCAACAAGAUCAGCAGAAGAUGCUGCAGCAACUGCUGCAGCAGCAGCGGCAGCAGCAGGAGCAGCUUCGGGAGGCUGCAAAACAGCGCCUUGUCUACCUCAUGGCAUUCCAGCGCCUCAGUAAACUUUACAAGGAGAGCGAAGUCUCGCAUCGCGGCACUGAAGACAGUCUUCGCGAGGAAACGCAGCGGCUGCAGCAGCAGCUGCACCAACUGAAGGAGGUGGCAGUGCCACGAUGGCAGCGAGUCUUCAUGCUGCAUGCGGCAGCAACUUCAAGCCUGCCUGAAGCAACCUCAGACACAAGCGAGGCAACUCUUAAGGAGCAGCAGCUGUUGCGGUCCAAUGAGCUGCUUCUGCUGCUGCGAGAACAGGCAGUGCUGCGGCAGCAGCAACAACAGCGCUGCGAGCUGCUGCAGCUUUGUCUGCCUGAGCAGUUGCUGCAGCGUUUCCAGAAACGCGUGGAAGGACCGCUGCUGCUGGAAACGUGA
This is a messenger RNA of Cyclospora cayetanensis, 1683 nucleotides long. RefSeq lists its product as uncharacterized. The transcript has 9 exons. The coding region runs from base 7 to 1683 and encodes 558 amino acids. Lineage: Eukaryota; Apicomplexa; Conoidasida; Eucoccidiorida; Eimeriidae. The record is from RefSeq and is a predicted model, not a curated record.